AUGGGCUUCGGCAGCAUGAGGCGAGGGGCGAGGGGCCUGAGGGGCAGAGACAUGCCGGCCACCCCGCAGUGCCUGCAGGCCCAGUGCUUCGACCCGCUGGUUCGCAGAUGCGUGGCCUGCAGUCUCCUCCGGACGACAGAGCCUAGACCGGCCUCGCCUCCCUCCGACCCUCCCCCUCCCCGCUCGCCUCUCCCCUCUGCCCCGUGCUCUGCCUGCCCGUCCCCUCCAGCAGGUGGCCCGAGCAGUCUGGCGCCCGGGACGGCGCUGCAGCCGCAGGAGUCGGUGGGCCCGGGGGCCACGGCCGAGGCCGCGCUGCCGCUCCCGGCGCUGCUCUUCGGCGCCCCCGCGCUGCUGGGCCUGGCGCUGGCCCUGGUCCUGCUGGGCCUGGUGAGCUGGAGGCGCCGACGGCGGCGGCCCGGCGCGGCGGCCGCCCCAGAGGCCCUGGAGGCCCCGGACAGAGACCAGGAUGAGCCCCUGGACGGUGACAACGUCCUCUCCCUGGGAACCCUGGAUGCCACAGCUCCCAUCUGGCUUCCGCCCAGUGAAGACCCAGCUACCACCCCACCUGCCCACAGCGUACCUGUGCCAGCCACAGAGCUGGGUUCCACUGAGCUGGUGACCACUAAGACGGCCGGCCCGGAGCAACCAUAGCGACGGAGGGGGCAGGAGGUGGUCCCUGCCCUCCCUGCGGGCCAUCAGCCAGGGGCUUAGAGAUUGAAUUCGGUUCUUCACCCCAGUUCUCACCCAUCCCUUUUCUGGGAACCAUGCUGCUCCCCGGCUAACCCUGCAGAACCACAGGCACCGCAGACCACAGGGUUCAGACUGCAUGGCAUCGUAUGGCAUGUUAGCAUUUGGCUUAAAAUCAUACCAUCUAUGGCAGCCCUCAAAGGUCGUGGCUGAGCUCUGUGCUUUCGAGUGGUUGGGGUACUCUGACUAGGAGGUUUUUUUAAGCAUGGGGAAGCCACCAGAAACCAGAAUGAAUCUAGGAAAAUUAUCGAGUGGGAGGAUGCUUAAUUUGUAGCUGGGUGUUGUAUUUUUUUAAUACUUGCUCUCAGAGCUGUCCUGCUUUUAAACUGAUACAAAUGGAAGCAAUGGGUAACCAACUGACCUGUUUUCUUUGGGAUUUAGUACAAGAUGAUUUUAAGAAAUA
Molecule: messenger RNA, 1150 nt
Organism: Globicephala melas (long-finned pilot whale)
Lineage: Eukaryota; Metazoa; Chordata; Mammalia; Artiodactyla; Delphinidae
Gene: TNFRSF13C
Product: TNF receptor superfamily member 13C
Biological process (GO): tumor necrosis factor-mediated signaling pathway; B cell costimulation; positive regulation of T cell proliferation
Cellular component (GO): external side of plasma membrane
Molecular function (GO): signaling receptor activity
Source: RefSeq, a predicted model, not a curated record